AUGUCUAAGUUAAGUAAAAUAUUAGAAAAUAAAAAAGAAAUAGGUUUUUGUUCUUGUGUAAUCAAAGUACAAGGUAAAAACGAGAAUGAGAAUAAGAAUAAUAAUAAAAAACAAAAAUCUAAAACAUGGUUGGAUUAUUUUAAUGAUAUUGUAUCAGAAGAUCUAAAAGUUUUAAUUAAAAAUGAGAAUAAUUUAAAAGUAAAUAAAUAUUUAAACUUGGAAAAAAAUAUAGAAUUAUCAAAAUUAAUGACAUACCAAAAUUUGAAUGUUUUACUUGAUAAUCCUUUUGAUUUUAACUUAGAAAAAAUUUUUCAGAAUAAGAAAAAAAAUACUAAUUUAAAAAUUAAAAGAAGUAUCUCUUCGUGUGAAUCUAAAAAAAAAAAAAGUACGACUUCUUUUGAUGAUUUAAUAUGGAAUAACAAGCUAAAAAAAUAUAUCAAUUUAAAUGAUUUACAAUUGCUUCAUAAUGUGCAAAGUGAUUCAAAAAAUAAGAGAAAUAAGUCUUGUUUAAGUUCAUUUAAUCAUAAAGCAAAUUUUGAAAAAGAAUUCUGUGAAAUUCAUAGGCAGCAAAUUCACAUAAAUCAAAAUAGGUUAAAUAGUCUACAAUUAAAGAAGCCUACAAAUGGGAAUAAAAAUCAAAAUGGAGGAAGCAACUCCUUUUUUUUAAUGAAAAAUAAUGCUAAUAAAAAUAAUUUUAUAAAAAAAAAUCAGAUAAACGAAUUCGAUAAUAAUAUAAAUCUAAAUAUAUCUCAAUUAUAUGAUAUAAACGAAAUAGAACAGAAAAUAAAAAAUGAAAUUUUAGCUGAAUCAGAAAAAAUUAAGUAUGUAACAAUUAAGCAAAACCAUAAUAAAUUUUUUUUGAUUCAAGAUGAAAAAAGUGGAAGAAAUAAAAUAGUUGCUAGUCAAAAAAUUGAUAUUGGUGAAGUUAUUUUCAUUGAAAGUCAAUUUUUAGAAACUUCUAUUUUGUUUAAUGAUUUAUGGGAUACAUUCAAUAAUUUAGAUAACGAACAAAAAAGAAACUUAGAUGAAAUUAGUGAAUUUAUGAAUAUUGAAAGAAUAUAUAAAAGAAAAAAUAGUGAAAAUAGCUUAAAGCACAAAUGCGAUAUUCAUAACAAUAAUAAUUUCUAUUUAUAUGAAGAAGGUAUCAAUAAUUUGAAAAAUGAAAACCAUAAUAAAUAUUAUUACAGGAAAAAUGACAUAAUAUACAAAGAACACAAUGAAAAUGUAGUACAAAAUAAUAUUCUAAAUAGUAAUACACAUGAAAAUGAUAAUAUGGAAUUUUUCAAUGAUAAUUUUAUAAAUAAAUUAAUAAAAUUUGAAAUAUUUACUGAUAUACUUAAAAAUUCUUUUAUUUCAUGUAAUAAUAGAACUAAAGUAAUGCUUUUUAAAAAUGCCUCCUUUUUAAAUCAUAACUGUUUCCCAAAUGCGAGUUACUGUUUUAUAGACAAAAAUAAAAUAUGUUUAUUAGCAGUAAAAACAAUCAAUAUGUAUGAUGAAAUAAGAAUUUCAUAUAUAAAUGAAUUAUAUUCUUCAAUUGAAUAUAGAAAAAGUAAAUUAAAAGAUAUGAAAAACAUGAAUUGUUGUUGUAAUCGCUGUUUACAAAUAAUGGAUGAAGAAAGGAAUAUUUUGUGUGCUGUGUGUAAAUAUUCUUAUGUUAGUAAAAAGCUUAACGAACAAUAUAUUAAAAUAAUGGAAGAAGAAAAGGAAAAUUUAACAAAAAGCCGAAAUAUAAGUACAUUUGAGCAUGUAGAAGAAUCUGAAAUGACAAACAAAAAAUUAAAUAACUUCACUUUUAAUAUAAAUAAUGAAUUAAAUAAUUCAAAAUAUUUAAAUAAAAAUUAUUAUAUUAAAAAUAUGAUAGAAAAAAGUGUAAAUGACCAUACUUUAAUGAAUAAAGGUGUAGUUAUUAAUGAACGCAAAGACUCAACUCAUAAUUAUAUAAUUUAUGAAAAUUUAAAUGAUAUUAAUGAAUAUCAUAAAAAGUCAAAUGAUUGUAUUGAAGGAUAUGAGAAUAUAAAUGACAACACGAAUACUAAUGACUAUGAGAGAAUAAAAAACUACAAAUUUACUUCAUCAGAACCUUAUCAUCAUUUAAAUAAAGGAUUAAAUAAAUUACAAGAAUUUCAAAAUUAUAAAAAUAUUGCAGAUAACAAAGUAGAAAGCAAAACUUCUGAUGAAAGAAAUAUAGAAAAUUUUUUAAAUGAUGAUAGUACAGGGAUUUUUUUUUAUUCACAAUUUAAUGAUAAUACAAAUGAAAUGAAGUUUUAUACUAGAAAAAAUAGUGAAGUCAAAGAAGAAAAGAAUUGUCGCAAAAUAUUCAAUUGCUUAAAUUCUACAUUUUCUUCAAAGAAUAAUUUUAAAAAUCCUUUAUAUCCAUCCAUGGAAAAAGAAAAUUCAUAUGACCAAAUAAAAUCAGAAUCAUAUCUAAUAAAUAAAGGAAUAAACGAAAAAUUAGUGGAUAUUUCAGUUUUGGAAAAAAAUGAAAACUUAGAUACUAAUUUAGUUAAUAUAUUAAGCAUAAAUUAUGUAAGAGAAAAAAUAGGGUAUUGCAAGUUUCAUAAUAGUGGAAAGUGGGUGUGUGAUACUUGUAAUGAUACUAUCUCAAAUUACGCUAUGCCGUUAGACAGUGAAAGUUGUUUUAUACAGGAGUAUAAGAUUAUAAAAGAAAAAAUAAAUAGUAAUAAAUUUGAUAUUGAAUCCAUUGUAAAUAACGUAGAAAGAUCGUUAUUAUAUAUAGUAGGAAUUCUAGGAGAGAAACAUUGGUUAUAUGCAUCAUUUAAUUAUAUUAUAGCAGAUUUAUGUUUUUCACUUUAUAAUUUCAAUUCAUUAAAUAAAAAAUAUUUAUUAAAAAGUUUUAAUUCAUUUUAUAAUUUUUUGAAUUUUAUUCAAAUGAAAUGCCCCCAGGCAGUUCAUACUGAUUUGGUUCCCUUAGCUUUAAAAUUUUUAAUUAUUUGCAUAUAUACAAGUAAUUAUAAAAUAUUUUAUAAAUUUGUUAAGUCAGGAUUUUUAGAAUUAAUUAAACAAAAGUAUGGUUCAUGGGACAUCUCUUAUAUAUCUCUGCUUUACUGUUUUAAAAUAUGUUCUGAAAAAAUUAACAACAGUAUUUUAGUAAAUAGAAAAAUUAUUUUAAUGUUAGCUGAGUUUGCUAAAAUAAAUAUGCUAAGAAAUCAUUUUAAUUAG
Plasmodium gallinaceum is the source of this 3180-nucleotide messenger RNA. It is a transcript of the gene SET4, whose product is annotated as SET domain protein, putative. The transcript has a single exon. NCBI's taxonomy places the organism in Eukaryota, Apicomplexa, Aconoidasida, Haemosporida, Plasmodiidae. The record is from RefSeq and is a predicted model, not a curated record. Gene Ontology annotation, molecular function: protein binding. The coding region runs from base 1 to 3180 and encodes 1059 amino acids.